Nerophis ophidion (straightnose pipefish) is the source of this 8749-nucleotide messenger RNA. It is a transcript of the gene celf6, whose product is annotated as CUGBP Elav-like family member 6. The transcript has 13 exons. Gene Ontology annotation, biological process: regulation of alternative mRNA splicing, via spliceosome; mRNA splice site recognition. Lineage: Eukaryota; Metazoa; Chordata; Actinopteri; Syngnathiformes; Syngnathidae. Gene Ontology annotation, molecular function: mRNA binding. The record is from RefSeq and is a predicted model, not a curated record. Gene Ontology annotation, cellular component: cytoplasm; ribonucleoprotein complex; nucleus. Bases 37 to 1515 code for a protein of 492 amino acids.
GAGAGACUAGCCCCGCCGGCGGCCCAUUGAGGAAAGAUGGCCACAGUCAGUGCAAACGGAGUGCAGCAGGAGAAUGGAUUCAGCACCACGGACAGCGGCGGCAGGAUGAACGGGCUCAGCCUCGGCCAGAACACCAUCCCCAUGAAGGACCACGACGCCAUCAAGCUUUUCAUCGGCCAGAUCCCCCGCAACCUGGAGGAGAAGGACCUGAAACCACUCUUUGAGGAAUUUGGCAAGAUAUACGAACUCACGGUACUGAAAGACAGGUUUACCGGGAUGCAUAAAGGAUGUGCCUUUCUAACAUACUGUGCCAGAGAGUCAGCACUGAAAGCCCAGAGCGCCCUCCAUGAACAGAAGACUCUGCCAGGGAUGAAUCGGCCCAUCCAGGUGAAGCCAGCAGACAGCGAAGGACGGGGAGAAGACAGGAAGCUGUUUGUGGGGAUGCUGGGCAAGCAGCAGAGCGAGGACGACGUCCGGCGGCUCUUCGAGACCUUCGGCCAGAUCGAGGAGUGCACCGUCCUGCGGGGUCCUGACGGGGCCAGUAAGGGCUGUGCUUUCGUCAAAUUCUCCAGCCACGCAGAAGCCCAGGCUGCUAUCAACAGCUUGCACGGCGGACAGACUAUGCCUGGCGCCUCGUCCAGCCUGGUGGUCAAAUUCGCAGACACAGACAAGGAGAGGACUCUGCGCAGGAUGCACCAGAUGGCGGGUCAGCUCGGCAUCUUUAGUCCCAUGACCAUCCAGUUUGGGGCCUACGGCGCCUACUCUCACGCUGUAAGUCUCAGCCCGGCGGGGGAGGAGACGCAGAUGAUGCAACAGCAAGCAGCCCUGAUGGCGGCAACGCAAGGGUCCUACCUGAACCCCAUGGCGGCCAUCGCCGCCGCGCAAAUGCAGCAAAUGGCAGCUUUCAAUGUCAAUGGCCUGGUGGCCACGCCCAUGACACCAUCCUCAGGCACCAGCACGCCCCCAGGCAUCUCUGCAACAGCUGUCCCCAGCAUAGGCGCCCCCAUCGGAGUAAACGGAUUCAGCGCCCUGGCGCCCCAAAGCAACGGGCAACCCACGUCGGAGCCCAUCUACACCAACGGCAUUCACCCGUACCCAGCACAGAGUCCGACGGUGGCCGACCCUCUUCAGCAGGCUUACGCCGGCGUCCAACACUACGCAGCAGCCUACCCUGCCGCCUAUGCGCCAAUCAGCCAAGCGUUCCCACAGCAACCGACCAUCAUCCCCCAGCAACAGAGGGAAGGUCCAGAGGGUUGCAACCUGUUUAUUUACCACCUGCCCCAGGAAUUCGGUGACGCCGAGCUCAUGCAAAUGUUCCUCCCUUUCGGCAACGUCAUCUCCGCGAAGGUCUUCGUGGACAGAGCAACUAAUCAGAGCAAAUGUUUCGGCUUUGUGAGUUUUGAUAACCCAUCCAGCGCCCAAGCAGCCAUCCAGGCCAUGAACGGCUUUCAAAUAGGCAUGAAGAGGCUGAAGGUGCAGCUAAAGCGGCCAAAGGACGCCAACCGACCUUACUGACUGGUCUGCAGUCUGGAUGAAGGAUGAAGGGCCACAACACCUUAUUUCCACAAGUGCAGUCGAAAGUACAAAGACUCCUUGCUCUGCUACAUAUCACGAAGGAAUGGUGGUCUCUUGAUCCCGCUGGAAUCCCACUAAAAGAUUGGGCGACGGAGAAGAGUUUUCCCUUUUUUCUUUCCCGCUUCCUUGUUGUUUUUUUUGUUUUUUUUUUGCUAACACCUUUUUUAUUAUUCUGUUUUGUUUUGCAAAAUUUCUGCAGAGACCAACUUUUUUGCUGCUCUUUUUUAGACAUGAUGGGUUGGGGAAAAGGAAGAAAAAAAUAACUUUUUAGACUCAUUAUGCUCAAAGCAUGCAUAAGUCAACACACAAGCAUACACAAAGACAAUGAAGUUAAAAAAAAAAAAAAAAAACUUUGUAUAUGUAUAAAUAAGUGCAAAUGCCAAUUCAAGUACUGAAGCAAACAAACACACACGUAUAUAAACAAACACACACACACACACGCACACACACACACACCAGCCUGCUGCCAUUUUGGUUUUUGUGCCUACACAGAUGUGUACUGUGUGACAGGGCCGUGCUCUGGACGGAUGAAGACAACAACAAAGAAGAAGAAUCCAGGAUAAUUUACAUGCAUCAUUCCUUAGGAAAUAGGGACCAAAGGACUAAAACGCUUUUUAAAAUAAUAUAAAUAUAUAAAUAUAUAUUUAAAAAAUAAAAAAAUCAUACCUUGUAGCUUCAAGUAUUACUCAUAGUUAAAAAAAAAAAAAAAACAUUAAAUCAAUAUCCAGUGGCCUACUGUAAGUACGAAUAAAAAGAAAAUGGACUUCAUGUAUCAAAAAAAUAAUAAUAAUGGUAGUUUAGGGACUGAUAUUUUUUGCUCUGGAUGCUGAUUGGGCACCAGGUUGUAUUAUAGGUUAGAAGUAGAUUAGGAAAAAUAUGUAGAUUUGCUAACUUUUAAUGUUGUUUGAGAAAAAAAAAAUACUUGAAGUUACAACGAAAAGGAACAAAAGGAACAAUGGACAUGACAUGGUCACUGGAUACUGCGCUCAUUAGAACGUCCAAGGCAACGGGAGAAAGACUGUUCCGGAACGGGAACCCCACUUAAAAAAACAAGACAACUCAUGCCUGCGCUGGACACGGUGCAGACGAUGAAGACUUCUCCUUCGCCAUUGUGAUGUCCAAGCGACAAUCCACUUUAAAAGACCAGGCAACCCCGAUUGGUGUCUUUUGGACUUUUGUUUAGUGACGUUUGUUUCAAAUCGCAACUUAUGAAGCCGCCAAUUGUUGAAAGCAAACUGUUUCUAUGAAGGGAAAUGAACACACGUUUAUUAUUGAACAGGAAAGCUACCGAAACUGCCAGAAGAAUGAACCUCAAAUAAUCAAAGCCGUGUUUCCCUUAGCGUUGGCUGCGCAUUUUAUCGCGUUUCCAUUGUUCAACAAGGAUGACCAAAAUAUCCAAACGAAUGGUCCAAACGAAUACCAGCUUGCAAUGUUUCAAUGAAUUACUUUUAAAUCCUGAAUAAUACCAUGAAUUGAUUAACGUGGACCCCGACUUAAACAAGUUGAAAAACGUAUUCGGGUGUUACCAUUUAGUGGUCAAUUGUACGGAAUAUGUACUGUACUGUGCAAUCAACUAAUAAAAGUAUCAAUCAAUCAAUCAAACACGAUACAGUGCAAGAUAAAGAAAUAUGAAUUACAAAAAAAAUCAUAACAUGUUUCCCAUCUCGUCAUUUCUAUAAUAGCACAUAAGAUGACAAAGAAAGACAAUUCUCCAACGGCCAAUAAAUAACCCCCAUUUUUAUCGGCCACUACUGUGUGUAAAAAGCACAAACAGAGGUAGUAUCAGAGCCAUAUCUAAGACGGAAGGGUGCCCGUGUAACUUCGACAGUUAAUGUGUUUUUUAGGAGAGGCAUGGCGAUUUUGUUUGUGAUAACCGUUCACAAUUGACUAGGACUGGUUACCGACCGAAUAGCUUUGAUACCAGGGUGGCACGUGACGUCAUGUCCGAUUGCAGACUUGGCACAUUCAGAACAGAUGUAGUCAUAGUGGACCGCUUGUAGGAAAAUGUUGCAAUUUUUCUAUGCCAACAAAGCAAGCAUGGCUGACAGAAAGUGGUCAAAGGUAAGGCCCCACUUUCCGAGCAAGCUCAAAGUUAAUUUACAUUGGGUAUGUCUAAAUACAUGCUACUAGCAUUAGCAAUUUUACAUGGCAAUUUAAACACCUCUGAAAAUUUGCAAUUAAAACUACAGCAAAGAUGCACGUUACAAUAAAAAAGCUGAUUCAUAAAGUAAUUACCAAUUAUUAGCACGUUAAUACACACAAAAGUACAUAAAAUGUGUAUUUUUGAGUGACGAUACCAAGGUCCCGGGCAUUUGUGCAAGAAAGUUAUCCCUACAGUUGACCCCUAAAUAUUCUGCCUUUGGUGGUAGUAUCUGAGCUAUAGUAAAAAGCUGCAAGUAUGUCUUUGUAAAUGUAAAUACAUGUGAAUGCCAGAUGGGAAGCAGUGAAAUUUGAUACCGUUUUUGCUACUGUGUUGAAAAGCUGUCCAACAAAUAUUGAGUGUCAGACCUGAGAGUUGAACCGUUGUCCAUUUUGGAAUGCUGGUUAAAACAUCAGCUUUUUUGCCUCUCGUCUUUUUUUGGGACCUCUACCAGAUACUGCGACCAAUAUGGGUCACAUAAAAGUUGGAUAUUUCAGUCCCCUUUACAACAAUGGAAAUACGAUAAAAUGCAAACUCACAAAUGGUAAACAAGACCUAAAAAGUUGUAUAAUUGUGUCAAAAGUCCCCUUAAUUGGUGUUCUUUAUGUGUUGGAAACACAUGAAAAACACUAUAAUAACAUGAUGUACAUUCCACCGUUAACAUGUCCCUCGACCUACUUUAUACAAUGAUUCAAGACAAAAGAUAAGGACACACUCCUUCGUAAAAAGCCAACAACUCUGAACAUUCCCUCAAUUUGUCGAACGAACGCCAGCUUCCGAGAUCCCAACACACUUUGAGCUGCGGCUAAUGACAGGCGCCAAGAAGCAGGUCUCGGCAGGAGAAGUGAGCAUCCUUUUAAACUAAUACUUCUAGGAUGACUAUAAAAAUAGAAGGUGUAAACACGCUCCAGGUGACAAGCGCCAUAUAUCUGUGCUGCCAGGAAAUAGGAUUAAAAGGUUCAAAGAGUCUAUUAGCCGGGUCCAACCGGUUGCAGGAGCGGAUAUAAAAACGAGAGCAGAUUUAUUGCAAAUAACUGAAGGAAUUCGUAGAUCUAUUGCAAUAAAGCACAUAGUGUCAAGCAAGUGGCAUAACACACUUUUCCUGGAGCUUUGUUUCUAUAUUUAAACCAGUUAACACCACCGCUGAACCGUAUUAGCCAUUCUAGUCCACCUCCUCUAAUGAUCGCACUGUAAUCACCAGCUUUUAUCUAUCACAAAAAAAAAAUCACUAGGGACCAAAAUGACAAAGGGGGUGGUUAUUUUAGUGGGCUUGUGGCCACAAUGUGUGUCCCUGUAGAGGCUGCAACACCUUUUCAUGCUUCAUGCCAUGGCUAAAACCGAUUGCAACAAUAGUUUCUCUUUACUCAAUUCUAAUUUCUUGCUGCAUUGGUUGAAUAUGGUCAAUCAAUCGCGUCUGUAAUGCAGAAAUGUACUGCAAACUUAAAAGGAAAAGCAAAAGCUGAUACAAAUUUGGACAUGUACACUUUGUAAAACCUUCCUAACAAAUGUCUUCCUCCGUAAUAAACGUUGAUCUGUACUAUUUGUAGCGGAAUAAAUCAAAGCCGUUGCAGUACUGUGCUGUGUGCAUGCACAAAGCAGUCAAAACCGAGCUCCGAUCAAUUCUUCAGGCGGAAAUAAUUGAUGGCUAACCUAAUGUUGUAUGAGCAAUGACAUUCUCUGUGCUUGCCUUAGCCAACAAAGUUCAAACACUCGCGACACACAAGCUUUAAUACCAGAUGCCGCUCUAUACUUCCCUCUUCCAAUGGCAGACUGGUGCCCCUGGUGAGCAAACGACGCCCACGCUAGCCUGGCAUGCAUGCGACUCCUGGGUCUAAACACACUAGGUACUGAUGACGCAUAACCUGCGAUAUAGAGGCACAAUUUGGAAUCAAACCAUUGAGGUGUAUAUGCAUACACAUGUAUUUGCGAUGGUUGAAAACAAUAGUCAAAAUGAUGAAAAUAAAUAUUGAGUUGAAAUAUGUUGAUAAUAAAAACAUACUGUUUUUCUCUUGAUCCGUAGGUGGAUAACGAUGUACUGGUUAUGCUUACUAUGCUUACACAAUUGCUCACUCCUCCAAACAGAGGGCCAAGAUGUAAAGACGGCAAACCCACACCAAGAAAUGUGACGUCACCCAAUUCCCGCAACAUCAUCACCCUUCGAUAAUGAAUUAACUAUAUAAAGCUAACGUUCAGAAGUUGCAAUAGUGUAUGGACAAUAGUUACGUUAACCAGGUCGUCAAAACGAGCUAUUUUUAAAAUUACACUUCAUUGUCAACAUCGCGAAUGUCAAUUCUGAAAGUAGAUUAGCGGUCAAAUAUUUCAUGAAAUUUAAGAAAUUGUUGUGAACUCUGUUAGCUGCUGGUCUGAUAUUGUAGUAUACCAACUGCAGCCGUGUUAGCUAUCUCUAUAAUGAACAAUUCUGAAAUAAAAACAUUUAACACAGGGAAAUAUCUACAUGCAGUAGCAAAGGAUUUAAUAACUCACAAAACAUGUGUCGUAACUGUGAAAAUCCACAUUUCAUAUAAGUACUUACAUUUACCGUAUUUUUCGGAUUAUGAGUUGCUCCGCAGUAUGAGUCGCACCAGCCGAAAAUGCAUAAUAAAGAAGGGAAAAAACGUAUAUAAGUCGCACUGGAGUAUAAGUCGCAUUUUUGGGGGAAAUGUAUUUGAUGAAACCCAACACCAAGAUUAGACAUUUGAAAGGCAAUUUAAAAUAAAUAAAGAAUAGUGAACAACAGGCUGAAUAAGUGUACGUUAUAUGACGCAUAAAUAAUCAACUGAGAAGGUGCCUGGUAUGUUAACGUAAGAUAUUAUGGUAAAAGUCAUUCAAAUAACUAUAACAUAUAGAACAUGCUAGACGUUUACCAAACAAUCUGUUACUCCUAAUCGCUAAAUCCCAUGAAAUCUUCUACGUCUAGUCUCUUACGUGAACGAGCUAAAUAAAAUGAUUUGAUAUUUUACGGUAAUGUGUUAAUAAUUUCACACAUAAGUCGCUCCUGAGUAUAAGUCGCCACCCUGGCCAAACUAUGAAAAAAACUGCGACUUAUAGUCCGAAAAAUACGGUAUACACUUUCUGCUCAGCUCUCUUCACAUAACCCUCGGUUGCUCUUUGUUUGGAGGGCAUGGCAGCUAGUCAGCCAUUCUCUCAACCCAAAGUAGACAGACAAGGGUUAAGGAGAAGAAUUGGGAUUCAGCCUUACUGCCUCACACGGUCCCAAAACUUUGUGUAGCAUCACAGCUACACAAAGUUUACAUACAAAUUCCGUAUAAAUGUUGCAUAUUGUAGCUAACACUGUUUUCAAACUGAAAAUAAAAAUGUACAGUCGUGACUAAACGUAAAAGAGACAACCACGAAAAGCUAAGCCAGCUCAUCUAAUCAAGUCAAUUGUUUAUGGUCGACAGAGGUAAGGAAAAACUCAUGUGGGGAAAAAAAUAUAUAAUUUUAGAUGAACACCAGUUUUGUUGUGCCCAAAGCCAAAAUGUCUUGAGAAUAAAGGCAUAUUUUAAAGAGUCCUAGCUAAUGCGGGUUAUGCAUAUCUGCCAGUCUCCAUCCUCUUCACCCCAAAAUAGUGAUUGUCACAGAAAGGAAGUGAAGUGUAAUUGACUGAAAGUGUAGGGAUAAUUAAAGUAACAUGUUGGACAGGAGGGAAGAUAUUAAUGUCUCCCAAUUUAAUGGUUGCUUAGGGAGAAAGCGCGUUUCCGUCAUCUGACUCCACUUUUGGGGACUGGAAAUAGGUGCUGUUGGAAAAUGUAAAAACGCCACAAAAGUCACUCCAAGUACUCGGGUCUUCAGGCGCCAGGAUGUCACGAUUAGUGGAGAGCUUCAUUCGACAUAUACCGUAGUUUUCGGAGUAUAAGUCGCACCUGCCAAAAAUGCAUAAUAAAGAAGGAAAAACACAUAUAUAGGUCGCACUGGAGUAUAAGUCGCAUUUUUGGGGGAAAUUUAUUUGAUAAGCCUAACACCAAGAAUAGACAUUUGAAAGGCAAUUUAAAAUAAAUAAAGAAUAGUGAACAACAAGGCUUCACGGUGGCAGAGGGGUUAGUGCGUCUGCCUCACAAUACGAAGGUCCUGAGUAGUCAGGAUUCAAUCCCGGGCUCGGGAUCUUUCUGUGUGGAGUUUGCAUGUCCUCCCCGUGAAUGCGUGGGUUCCCUCCGGGUACUCCGGCUUCCUCCCACUUCCAAAGACAUGCACCUGGGGAUAGGUUGAUUGGCAACACUAAAUUGGCCCUAGUGUGUGAAUGUGAGUGUGAAUGUUGUCUGUCUAUCUGUGUUGGCCCUGCGAUGAGGUGGCGACUUGUCCAGGGUGUACACCGCCUUCUGUCCGAUUGUAGCUGAGAUAGGCACCAGCGCCCCCCGCGACCCCAAAGGGAAUAAGCAGUAGAAAGUGGAUGGAUGGAGGGAAAGUGAACAUCAGGCUGAAUAAGUGUACGUUAUAUGAGGCAUAAAUAACCAACUGAGAAGGUGCCUGGUAUGUUAACGUAACAUAUUAUGGUAAGAGUCAUUCAAAUAACUAUAACAUAUAGAACAUGCUAUACGUUUACCAAACAAUCUGUCACUCCUAAUUGCUAAAUCCGAUGAAAUCUAUACGUCUAGUCUCUUACGUGAAUGAGCUAAAUAAUAAUAUUUGAUAUUUUACGGUAAUGUGUUAAUAAUUUCACACAUAAGUCGCUCCUGAGUAUAAGUCCUCCCUCAACCAAACUUUGGAAAAAAGACUGCGACUUAUAGUCCGAAAAAUACGGUAAAUUUUGAAUCCCGUCACUCAGAUGGAGUGGCGAUGAACUGACUAAACGGUGUUUUAAGGCGGUUGAUAAGAUCAUCAACAAAUAACAGGUUACACCAAUGAUGCACACGGGGUCCCUCAGAAGGCAUGUACAAAUACGUCGGACAAGAACCAGUGACCAAUAUUUGUAUUAUUUCUUCAUGUAAAUAACCUAUUCAAUACAAAUUAGAGAGAUUGUACAGUUGUGUGUGCUGAGAAGCCCCAUUUUGUGGUACAAUGAUGUCAUUAUAAAAACCACAGCAGUGUUGGCCAAGA